Messenger RNA from Ochotona princeps (American pika), 1725 nucleotides. It is a transcript of the gene ZNF75A, whose product is annotated as zinc finger protein 75A. Bases 17 to 1654 code for a protein of 545 amino acids. Gene Ontology annotation, molecular function: DNA-binding transcription factor activity, RNA polymerase II-specific; RNA polymerase II cis-regulatory region sequence-specific DNA binding. The transcript has 6 exons. Gene Ontology annotation, biological process: regulation of transcription by RNA polymerase II. NCBI's taxonomy places the organism in Eukaryota, Metazoa, Chordata, Mammalia, Lagomorpha, Ochotonidae. The record is from RefSeq and is a predicted model, not a curated record.
AGACUGUUAGAGCAGAAUGAUGGUGGUAGAAGUGAAGGUGGCUGAGCACCUUGAUCCUGUCAUCAGAGCUCUGUGGAAGACUAGGGGGCCUGGGACCGAGAGCUCCAGUCAGAGGGAAGACUCAUCUCCACAGAAACACAGUCUCAGGCCUGAGAGUUCUUGCUGGCACUUCCGGAACUUCCACUAUCAGGAAGCAGCUGGACCCCGUGAGGCCGUCAGCAGACUUCAGGAAUUAUGCCGUCUGUGGCUCAGGCCAGAGGUCCACUCCAAGGAGCAGAUCUUGGAACUGCUGGUGUUAGAGCAGCUGUUGACCAUCCUACCCAGAGAGAUGCAGACCCAGAUGCAGAAGCACCACCUGCAAGGCCUCGAGGAGGCUGUGGUCCUGCUGGAACACUUGCAGAGAGAGGCUGGAAAGGCGAGGAGCACGGCUGCAGUCGGUGAGCUGGGAGAGGCGGCAGCACCCUUGGGAGAAACAGCUGAAGUCUCAGCCUUGCAGUCAGAGGUAUCCGAGACUCAACCUGUGAGCAAGUCCCUGGAUGGAGAAACUUGGAAUCCAUACCAGCGUCAACAAGAACAGCUGUGCAGGAUUGCUGAGAAAGAAACUGAACCUGUUUUUGAGAGAGCUGUGCCUGCUCAACAGAUUCUAGUCUUUCCUGAGCAGACAAACACCAAACACUGGACAGUGGCGCCCAAGCACAUCUUGCCAGAGUCCCAGAGCUUCAGUUUUGAAGAAGUAGCCGUGUAUUUUUCCCAGGAAGAAUGGGAGUUAUUGGAACCCACUCAGAAGGCCCUUUACGUUGAUGUAAUGCAGGAGAACUAUGAGGCUGUCAUCUCUGUAGCCUUAUUUGUGCUUCCUAAACCGAAAGUGAUCUCUUGUUUAGAGCAUGGGGAAGAGCCCUGGGUUCAAGGAGCCCUGGAGUUCCAGCGAAGUCUUGGGGAGUCUCCUACAGAUAAAGACCUCAUGAGGAGAGGAGGAUUGAAACUCAGAAAUGACACUGAGAAUUGUCAGCCUCCAGGUCUUUCAGACUUAGAAAUACCAUCUCCAGGAAACAUGGCAUCCACAAAGGCCAGAGAGAAAGUUGUCCAGAAAAUAACAGGCAAAGAAAAUCAUGGUGAUGCACAGAGCGUGGGGAAGUGUCAGCGAGAAUUUCCAGUGAAGAAGAGAAAGAAACGCUCCACCUGGAAACAAGAACUACUGAAGCUUAUGGAUCUUCACAAGAAAAACCGUGCUGGAGAGAAGCCUUUUAAAUGCCAGGAAUGUGGGAAAAGCUUCAAAGUUAGCUCUGAUCUUAUUAAGCACCAAAGGAUCCACACUGAGGAAAAGCCUUACAAAUGUCAGCAGUGUGAAAAGAGGUUUAGAUGGAGUUCUGAUCUUAAUAAGCACUUAACAACACACCAAGGAAUAAAACCAUAUAAGUGCUCAUGGUGUGGGAAAAGCUUCAGUCAAAAUACAAAUCUACACACACACCAACGAACUCAUACUGGAGAGAAGCCCUUUACUUGUCAUGAAUGUGGAAAAAAAUUUAGUCAAAAUUCCCACCUCAUUAAGCACCGGAGAACCCACACAGGUGAGCAGCCUUAUUCCUGUAGCGUGUGCAAGAGGAACUUCAGCAGGCGGUCAAGCCUUCUUAGACACCAGAAGCUCCACCAAUAAAGGGAGGCUUGUCCUGUGUCCUCAAUGUAAAGAAAUUCACCAAAUGGAGACCCUAAUGCGUGUGUGUGUGU